Messenger RNA from Lodderomyces beijingensis, 735 nucleotides. Lineage: Eukaryota; Fungi; Ascomycota; Pichiomycetes; Serinales; Debaryomycetaceae. The record is from the annotation of a GenBank genome assembly.
AUGUCGGGUCAAACAACGGUGGCAUCGGAAUACUCCGCGGAAAUACACUCGGUGCCAAUUGAACACCGAUUCAACCCUUAUUCGGAUAAUGGGGGGACCGUGCUUGGCAUAGCAGGAGAGGACUUUGCCGUGUUGGCAGGCGAUACUAGACAAGUCGAAGGAUACUCGAUACAAUCCAGAUACGAGCCAAGGGUCCACAAUGUGGGGGACAACAUCUUGAUGACGGCAAACGGGUUUGCGGCCGACGGGGUGGCCUUGAUAGAUCGGUUCAAGCAAGCGUUCAAAUGGUACAAGUUUGACAAUGAGAACAGAAAAUUGGAAAUCAGGAGUGCUGCUAGAUAUAUCCAGCAUUUGCUUUACGGCAAGAGGUUCUUCCCCUUUUACGUCAGUACGUUGAUUGCCGGCUUGGACGAAGAAGGCAAAGGUGCGGUGUAUUCGUACGACCCAGUGGGAAGCUACGAACGAGAACAGUGUAGAGCUGGUGGUGCCGCGGCAAGCUUGAUCAUGCCGUUUUUGGAUAACCAGGUCAAUUUCAAGAACCAAUAUGUACCGGGUACCGACGGUAAAGAGAAGAAACCCAUGAAGUACUUGACUUUGGAAGAAGUCAUCGAGUUGGUCCGAGACGCUUUCACCUCGGCCGGAGAGAGGCACAUCUACGUGGGCGACGGUCUUGAAAUCAUGAUUGUUACAAAGGAUGGCGUCAGGACCGAAUACUACCCACUAAAGAGAGAUUAA